This is a messenger RNA of Siniperca chuatsi (mandarin fish), 5922 nucleotides long. RefSeq names its product mitogen-activated protein kinase binding protein 1 (gene mapkbp1). The record is from RefSeq and is a predicted model, not a curated record. NCBI's taxonomy places the organism in Eukaryota, Metazoa, Chordata, Actinopteri, Centrarchiformes, Sinipercidae. Gene Ontology annotation, molecular function: protein binding.
UUGCCGCGUGCGGUCUUGACGCUGGCGGUGCGUCAGUCGGCUCAGUCCGGCCUGGCUCGUGUUGGAGCCGCUUCGUGUCUUCGCUGCGGCGGAGGAAUAAGAUGCGGAGCAGUAGCGGAUCCGUAGCCCGUGACCCGGAUCAGUCCCGAACCAGAGCCAGGCUAGCUGAACCCUCCGGCCCGGCCCGGCUCGGCUCGCAGACAGCAUGACGGCAGCGGCGGCGGCAGAGAAAGGCUCCAGCCGCUGAGAGAGGCAGCUAGCCGGGCAGCUAACGGCGCGAUGGCCGCGGAGGGAAGCGGCACGAUCCGCAGCCGCAUCAAGAACCUGCUGCGCUCCCCGUCCAUCAAACUGAGGAGGAGGAGCGGCACCGCGCGGCACAAAGAGGACCUCAGCGACAAGGUGACUUUGGAGAAGGUUCUGGGCAUCACAGCUCCAGGGAACCGAGCGCUGGCCUGCGACCCCCGAACUGGACUGUUGGCGUAUCCUGCCGGGUGUGUCGCCGUCCUGUUGAAUCCUCGGAAGAACAAACAGCAUCACAUCUUCAACAGCUCCAGGAAGGCGAUCACCACGUUGGCGUUUUCUCCAGAUGGGAAAUAUGUUGUCACAGGAGAGAGCGGUCACAUGCCGGCGGUCCGAGUCUGGGAGGUGUCGGAGCGUCUGCAGGUCGCCGAGCUGCAGGAACAUAAAUACGGAGUCGCCUGCGUGGCGUUUUCUCCCAACGGAAAAUACAUCGUCAGCGUGGGCUACCAGCACGACAUGAUGGUCAACGUCUGGAACUGGAAGAAAAACAUCGUGGUCGCAGCCAAUAAGGUGUCCAGUAAGGUGACGGCCGUCUCCUUCUCAGACGACAGCUCGUACUUUGUUACUGCCGGCAACCGCCACGUCAAGUUCUGGUACCUGGACCACGCCAAGACCUCCAAGGUGAACGCCACCGUCCCUCUGCUGGGGCGUUCAGGGCUGCUGGGAGAGCUCAGGAAUAAUUUCUUCAGUGACGUGGCGUGUGGGCGGGGUCGUCAGGCCUCCUCCACUUUCUGCAUCACUUCCUCCGGUCUGCUGUGUGAGUUCAACGACCGGCGGCUCCUCGACAAGUGGGUCGAGCUGCGGAGAGUCGACUCUGCCCCCACGUCUCAGGCCACCUGUCUGUCCGUCACAGACGAGUUGAUCUUCUGUGGUUGCUCUGACGGGACGGUUAGGGCCUUCAGCCCCGUCAACCUGCACUUCCUGUGCACUCUGCCCCGCCCACACAGUCUGGGAGCUGACAUCUCCAGUAUGGUGGACGCCAGUCAGCUGUUCUCCUGCAGGUCGGAGGCUCGUUACCCGGAUACGGUGGCGGUGACCUACGACCCCACCAACCGCUGGCUGUCCUGCGUCUACAACGACCACAGUGUUUACGUGUGGGACGUCCGAGACCUCCGUGACCCCCGCAGGGCGGGAAAACUCUACUCCGCCCUCUACCACUCCUCCUGUGUGUGGAGCCUGGAGGUGUACCCAGAGGGGGGAGGAGGAGGACACAGGGGAGGAGGCGAGGUGCAUCUCCCCCCCGGGUCGUUCCUGUCCUGCUCCUCAGACAACACCAUCCGACUGUGGAACAUCGACGGCCACAACGUCCUGAACAGGAACAUCCUGAGCCACGACCUACAGAAGGUUAUUUACGUGGACGACAACAUAACCAGCCUGCUGGACACAGAGACCGUCGCCGGUGGCAACGCCGAGAAGGCGGGGUCAUCGGGCUCAGAGGGGCAGCAGACCGACCAGAGCAGAGCGGGCAUUAGGACCCUGAGAGUCAGUCCUGAUGGACAGCACCUGGCCUCUGGAGACCGCAUGGGAGUCCUCAGGAUCCAUGAUCUGGACAGUAUGGAGGAGAUUAUGAACGUUCAGGCUCAUGACUCGGAGAUCCUCUGCCUCGAGUUCUCCAAACCAGAUACUGGUCUCCAGUUAUUAGCCACGGCCAGUCGGGACCGGCUGAUCCACGUCCUGGACGCAGGCAGAGAGUACAGCCUGGUUCAGACUCUGGACGAACACUCGUCCUCCAUCACUGCCGUCCGAUUCGCUGCCAAUGAGGGUAAGGUGAGGAUGAUCAGCUGUGGAGCCGAUAAGAGCGUCUACUUCCGCACCGCUCAGCAGCUGGAGGAGGGGUUGGAGUUCACUCGGACUCAUCACGUGGUGAGGAAGACGACUCUGUACGACAUGGACAUCGAACCAACCAGGAAGUACGCAGCAGUGGGCUGUCAGGACCGCAGCAUCAGGAUCUUUAACAUCAGCAAUGGUAAACAGAAGAAGUUGUAUAAAGGCUCUCAGGGCGAGGAUGGGACUCUCAUUAAGGUGCAGAUUGACCCGUCAGGUCUCUACAUCGCCACCUCCUGUUCAGAUAAGAACAUCAGUAUAUUUGACUUCUACUCUGGAGAGUGUGUGGCCACCAUGUUCGGACACUCCGAGAUAGUAACAGGUUUGAAGUUCAGCAGUGACUGCAGACAUCUGAUCACAGUCUCUGGAGACAGCUGUAUCUUCGUGUGGCGUCUCAGUCCAGAGUUGACCAUCAGGAUGAGGCAGCGACUCGCUGACCUCCGACCUCCCAGCAGCACUCAGAACUCCCAAAAUGCACCGCAUCAAAAAGCGGUGAACCUCAGUAGCAGGGAGGCGUCGUCUCGUCGUGUCGUCACCAUGUCGUCUGACAGCGACAAGGAGGAGGAAGAGGAUGAGGAGGAGGAGGAGCUUCCCUGUCCUUUUAUGGUCACAGCAGGAAGACUGGAGGAAGAGACAGAAACAUCAGAUGAGAAGUUCAACUCUCUGGCCUCUCAGAGCCGCAGAGACAGCAGGAAGGAGGUUUCGGGGGGUCGACUCCCUCGCCGUCGCUGGUCCAGGAGGACGGGCAGCGCAGACGGUGUCCUGAUGGUGAAGUCUAUGUUGGACCUGAGACUGCUGGACUCAUUCUCCCCCGAAAGUCAGGAGGAGCAGCAGGUGGAGCAAGAGGAGGUGAAAACCCAUCCCCUCGAUGUUAGCACCUCCCCCUGCAGCCAGAGGAGGAGGGGCCGAGGUGAGGAGGCGGGGCUUCACAGGACCAAUCAGGAGCUGGGGAGCACCAUCAGUCUGCAGGUCACCAAUGCAUGGGCAGAGGACGAUGAGGCGAGGACCAAUCAGAGGCCAGACUUCAUCCGGCUGUCCAGUCAGAGCCCAGACAGGGAGGAUCUGGUGCUGUAUCCCGACCAAUGGGAGGACCGGGUGAGCCUGGCAGGAAGCGAGUUCCAGGUGAAGGAGGCGUGUCCUGCUGCUGCAGGUGGCCGACAGGACAAACCCAGUCCAGACAGUGGCUGCUCACUGGGAUUCAACUCCAGACUGUCCAGUCCAGUCAGACCUGCCGGAGACGACUCGGAGCCCACAGAGCCUCUCAGCGUGGAUGGAAACUCCUCUGAGCUGGAGGAGGAGGAUGAAGAGGAGGGAGGAAGAGGAGGAGGAGGAGAGGUCAGGGCCUCUCAGCUCGUCCCUCAGACCCCAGACCAGGAAGCUUUCCUGAAGGAACACUUUGUCACCCUGGCCGACCUCUCAGGCUCAGGGAGUCCGAGCCGAGCGUCUCACAGCUCCACUGAGAGUCUCAGCAUCUCCUCCAGGUUCCUCUCCCAGAAUUCAGCUGGAAGUCGGACGGUGCUUCCUCUCCCAUCUCGGACCGGAGGAGGAGGAGGAGGAGGGGAGGUGAAGGCCCGUCCUCUGGUCUCAGAGGUCCGACCUCUGAUGGAGCAGAACCAGAACCGGACCCAGGACAGGAGGGUGUCAUGGAAUCAGGACCAAACCCAGAAACAGAACCAGGACCAGAACAGCACCAACCAGGACCAAACACAGUCUCCUCAGGUCGGGAACCAGAUCCAGCAGGGUACGGAGCAGCUGCAGAGCCGGGUUGAGGAAGAGGAGACCUCCUCGGUCCAGCAGGCCCACCGGCCAUCCCCACUGAAGAAGAAGGUCCAAACUGUGGAGUCCAGGAGGAAUCUGGGCCCGACAGCCCGGGCCGCCGCCUCCCAUCUUAACGCCUUCUCUGGACUCCGGAAGGCUCAGUCGGUCCAGAGCCUGCUGACGGACGCAGGUGACUCCUCUCGUUCGUCCAGAGAGCUCCCCCCUCAGCUGCUCCUCCCCCCUCAGCGUCCCACCACCCUCCCCUCCUCCCCCAGACGCCCCCCGUCCUCGGCCCCGCCACCUCAGAGACCCAGCCCCGCCUCCCCCCGCUCCCCCCAGCAGGAAACGGCCGCUCCGUCUGCUCUCACCGCCCCGAGGAAGUCUUCAUCCUCCUCCUCUUCCGCUCCGUCGGUGCCGCGCUCCUACAUGAGCCCCACCGCCAGCUCCAUGGCCAAGAUGUCGCGCUCCGUCUCCGUGGGCGACGGCCUCAACAUCUCCGAAGCCGAGGAUCCCGCAGUGACAUCAUCAUCGGCGACGGAAACCUCCUCCUCUCAGGUCAAAGAGACUCCGCCUCCUGUUGUUGCCGUGGUGCCCUCCAACGCAGCUCUGGCCACGCCCCCCCAUGCUGCUGUUGUCCCCGUUGUCGUCGCCUCCUCCUCGACUCUGGGUAACCAUGGUAACCAGGCGGCCCCUCCCCCCCGCGGUCUCCAGGCUCGGGUCGCCUGCAGCAGCAGACCGCUACCCGACAAGCCCUCCAUCGCCUCCUUCUCGCCAUCCUCCUCCUCCUCCUCGUCUUCCUCAUCGCGGCCUCCUCCGGUCUCCAUCUCCCCCCUGACUCCCCCCCGGCAGGAGGAGGAGGAGCCUCAGAGUCCUGCGGGCGGCGGCAGCGUGGAGCAGAGAGAUGACGCAGACCAGCCAAUCAGUGUGGAGACCUGCAGAGCUCUGACCAAUGAGCUGCAGAGCUGCUUCAAGAGAGCAACACACCUGUACAGGAAGGUGAGCGGCUCCUCCCCGACGACCCGCCCCGACCAGCGUCAGAUGGCCGUCGUCCUAUCAGAGGCCUUCCAGACCAUGAGGGCGGAGCUCGAUUGUCUGCCGCUCGGCGCUGCGGGCGUGCUGGGAGUGGAGGGGGGGCUGGGGGGGGGGGGUGGGGAGGUGAAGACGGCGGCGCUGCUGGAGGAGUACUCUCUGCUGCUGCUGCAGGCGGUUCACAGGAGGAUCAAUGCACACGACGCUGCUGCACAGUAGACUCAUCUUCAUCUUCAUCGUCCUCAGCCGUCACCGCUCCCUCCUGCUCGCAAGCCUUUCGUUUCUUCUUCACCUCCUCCUCGUGUCGUCGCAGAUGAAGGACCGGAAGCCAUUUUGGUUUUGUCUGGACUUUUAAUCCUUUUUUAUUGUUAUGCAAGAGUCUCUCGUCUUAACGGACCUCUGAAGUUUUUAUCCCGUUUUUUUAAAGACGUUUCCUCCGACUGAGUCGUGGACGUUUUUCCAUUUUCAUUCCCUGAAGUUCGGAAGGAGCGAACGGAUCACCAGUUACUGUUAAUGUUAGACUGUAGAGAGUUUUUAAAGGAGCAAACAGCAAUAUGAGAUGUUCUGUGACGGUUUGAUCUGAACAAACUUUAUUGUUCUUUUGUUUGAUGUAAAGUUUCUUUCCCGAGUUCACUUGAACGUAACACAGACUUCAGUCGUGAGUUUUAGUUUCUGAUGAACAGUUUGUAUUUAUUGUGUUGAGCUGUUACAGUUUAACUGGCAGACUACUGAACAAUGGCUGACUCUUUAGCCGACCGUCACGUGCUGAGCGCCACGUUUUUCUAAAAUCAUGGAUUUAAAGUCUUUUCUUUGUAACUGUUGAAUGAGGAUGUACAUUUUUAUAACUGUUCUUAGAGAAACACCUUCAGGGGAUCGUCGGGUUUAAAUUUGGGCUCAGAUUGUUUCUAACAGUUUGUUUUAACGCUGACUUUCUCACAGACAAACAGGUCGAAGUUCAGUUUGAAAUGUUUUCAUGUUUUUUGUCAAAAUUUAAUAAAAGUUUGAGACUUA